This is a messenger RNA of Symsagittifera roscoffensis, 1148 nucleotides long. RefSeq names its product 3-hydroxyisobutyrate dehydrogenase, mitochondrial-like. Bases 31 to 969 code for a protein of 312 amino acids. The transcript has 7 exons. Gene Ontology annotation, cellular component: mitochondrion. Gene Ontology annotation, molecular function: 3-hydroxyisobutyrate dehydrogenase activity; NAD binding; NADP binding. The record is from RefSeq and is a predicted model, not a curated record. Gene Ontology annotation, biological process: L-valine catabolic process. Lineage: Eukaryota; Metazoa; Xenacoelomorpha; Acoela; Convolutidae.
GUUGUGAUAAACUUAUUAAAUAGAUCUGCAAUGGCGGCUGCUCAGAAGGUGGCUGGCUUCAUCGGCCUCGGCAACAUGGGCUCAUUAAUGGCACGCAACAUGGUCAACAAAGGUUAUCAGCUCGUCGUAUACGAUGUCUCCAAGUCGGUCACUGACAAAUUUGUCUCGCAGGGAGGGGCCUCGGCAGCUUCCAGUCCUUCUCAACUGGCGGAAAUGUGUGCGGACAAGCGAGCCAAUGCCAUUCUGUCCAUGGUACCAGAGGGCAAACACAUGAGAGAGGUCUACUUGGGGUCGGACGGGGUUCUCAAAGGUGGUCCAAACAAAGACACUCUUUUGCUGGACUCCUCAACAAUAGACAUAGACUCAGCCCAACUGGUCCAUAAAGAGGCGGCCAAAAAGGGUUUCUCUUUCCUGGACUGUCCGGUGUCUGGAGCAGUUCCAGCAGCCAAAGCAGCCACUCUCACAUUCAUGGUUGGAGGCGACAAAGAGAAGUAUGAAUUGGCCAAGGAGGUUCUGCAACCGAUGGGACAGAAGUUCUUCCAUUGUGGACCAGUCGGUGCAGGACUGACAGCAAAGAUUUGUAACAACAUGAUGCUGGCCAUAUCAAUGAUUGGAACCUCAGAGACAUUGAACCUCGGCAUCAGGAUGGGACUGGACAAGAACCUAUUGACUGAAAUCCUCAGUGUGAGCAGUGGAAGGUCAUGGUCUGUGGAUACCUACAACCCAGUUCCAGGCGUUAAACCCAAUGUGCCAGCCUCCAAUGAUUACAAGGACGGAUUUGGAACUGCACUCAUCACUAAGGAUUUGGGUCUGGCACAGCACGAGGCAACUAAAUCGAAGAGUGCCACACCUCUGGGAUCCAUUUCGCACCAGAUCUACAGGACCAUGUGCGCACAGGGAUACGGCAUCAAGGACUUCUCAGUCAUAUACAAAAUUCUAUCCAACGACAAACAAUCUCUAGACGACUGAAUGAACUUUGGAAUUUUUUUGGAAAAACUAACGUUGGAGGCAAUCUCAAAAGCAAUGUUAACUUAUUAAUGUAAAAGAAAUUUGUAACGGAGGAUUCGUUAGUUUGUAUUUCUGCUGUCGACUUGUAUCUUCUUUUCUAUCUAGCUAUUUAUUUGGAGAAUUUAUUUUUUUUAUCAUCA